This is a messenger RNA of Branchiostoma floridae (Florida lancelet), 5556 nucleotides long. RefSeq lists its product as uncharacterized. The record is from RefSeq and is a predicted model, not a curated record. Gene Ontology annotation, molecular function: serine-type endopeptidase activity. The transcript is spliced from 19 exons. NCBI's taxonomy places the organism in Eukaryota, Metazoa, Chordata, Leptocardii, Amphioxiformes, Branchiostomatidae. The coding region runs from base 168 to 3995 and encodes 1275 amino acids.
UCUGCAAUGUCAUAGGUAGAACCAUGUCUAAGGCUAUACUCCUUGUAUGUCAGCUGGUGGUUUUAACACGGCGACAAUUGCACAGAGGCUUGUAGGAGUGCUAAUGCUCGCAGAUGCUGGUGAAAUAACACGUUCAUUGCUUUUAGUUGAACUUACGCCAUGCUUCUAUGAGGAUGCUGAGACCGCUAGAGAACCCGGGAGGGAGCUAUCUACAUUUCAUCGGGGCUGUCCUCGUUGGCAUCGUCGGGUACUCGCGGGCGUACCCGUUCGGAGCACCGUCGGUCGCCUGCCAAGACCUGACUCCGGGCCACGGUAAAGCAGGGGCGUCCAGCCGGGCAUACCGCCUCGAGCUUACCGACAACUGGGGGAACGGCGUCGAUGGAUACCUUACAGGGAAGACCUAUCAUGUGUCCAUCGUCACUACAGAGAACUGGCCGCCGUUUCGAGGCUUCGCCCUCAAGGCCACAGCCAAGGACGAUCCCGGCAUCUUCAGGGGGACCUUCCGCGGUCCCCUGCCCGGGGGGACCCAGGAGAUGGCCGGCUGCGGCUCCAUGAACGCCGUCACCCACACGGACAGACAGGAAAUGGUUCGGGUGGACUUCCGGUGGACCGCCAGGAAGAACGACACGAAGUGCAUCAAGUUUUGGGCUACUGUUGUACCGUCCAGUGACGAAUGGUACAAGCUGUCAAAGGAAAUCUGCCCGCAACCUGUCUCCAACUCCCAGAGUAAGUGUGAAAACGGGUGGAGCCAACAUGGCGGCCACUGCUACCUGGUCGGGCUGCAACUGAGCACAUGGGACGAGGCACGCUGGGAUUGCAAAACCAGAGGGGGGACUUUGACAAGCAUAGCCAGUGACUUGGAGGAAAGUUUCGUGUCAGAAACUAUACUCCAAAGCGAAAGUUACAACAGUGCACAUGCAUUCUGGAUCGGAGGCCACGACAGGCGUACUGAAGCCAACUACAUGUGGGUAGACGGAUCGAAGUUCAGACAUUUCAACUGGUUUUCUGGAUGGCCUAAGCACAACAACUACGCCUCUCAGCCCAGCGAUGACGGCUUGGGUAACGAGGACUGCAUCGCUAUCAGGCAGUCCUUCCCUGUCCCAUCAGGAGGUCUUCAGAGCAGCAAUAAACUGUACUGGAACGACGAGCACUGCCAGAACCGCAAUAGAUAUGUAUGUCGUAAGGAAAUCUCUGCAGGUUAUCUAGGAGUGGUUCCUGCCGCCCCGUCAUGCAACAGGACACUGUCAGGGACGUCGGGAACUUUCUCCAGCCAAAACUUCCCACGUAACUAUCCCCUGGACGUUGUGUGUUUCAUCACUAUAAAUGCGCCCGAGGGCCACAGGAUAGCGAUUGACUUCCUAUCGUUUAAGCUAGAGGAGAGUGACGGCUGUGUAGCUGACUACGUUGAAGUGAAGUCUCCUGGGAUACCUCCCGUGAGGCACUGCGGUGACUGGACCAGACGGGUGAAGCUGUUGCGGUACAUCACCAAUCAGCACGUGGUGACGGUUAAAUUUGUGAGCGACUACGCCGUGACAUCUUCCGGGUUUGCUGCAAGAUUCUCCACGGAGAGAGAACGCAGUGACUGCCAGGAGCCAGGCUGGCUGCAGUAUCGCACCCACUGUUACCGGGUUAUCGCAUCGCCCCUGGUGUCGUGGCAGACUGCAAGUGCUACCUGUCAAGACCUCGCCGCCAAGUUGACCAGCGUGCUCGACGGGACAGAAGGUCGCUUUCUGGUAGACCUAUUAAUGCAGAGGGAAGACUUCGAUCCGAAAAUCCUUUACUGGCUGGGCGCCAGGCGACACCCCGGGAGGGAAGAGUGGCACUGGACAGACGGGUCCGACUUCAGAUUCAGAGACUGGAUCCCGGGUCGGAACGAGACAACCCAUAACUCCCAGCGCGCCCCGCGGGAAGAGUGCCUGGCGCUGCAGUACGGACCCGGCGGCAAUGAUGGCGGCCAGGCCGGGCUAGAGGACCGACUGUACUGGAACGGACUAAGCUGCUCGAGCAAAGCUCGAUACGUCUGCAAGAAGGCCGCUUCAGCACAAACAAACCAGCGGCUACCACACGCAAGCAACGUCAUAAUAAGGGGGUUGAAUGGAACAAUUCGCAGCCCAAACUUUCCCCAUUUUUAUCCCAAGAACUCCAACUACUCCGUAACUGUGGCAGCACCUAAAGGAUACAGGUUGGCUUUGCGCUUUACAAGCUUUUGUGUAGAAUAUCAAGAAAAUUGCCUGUAUGACUACGUCACUAUCCAAGAUGGCGACGAUGGGCCAACCACAAAGAAUUGUGGGAACUACACCUCUAACCUCCAAGACCUUCAAAGAGUCUCCUUGGGCGAUACCCUCCGUAUUACACUGAUAUCCGAUCACUCCAACUCCUGCAGCGGUUUUGAAGCGUCCUUUAAAACUAUAAAUGUGGAGCUCUGUAGGAACGAAACCCACACGUCGCCUAAUGGUACCCUGGAAAGUUUGUCCUUCUGGGGAAGCUACUUCAACAACGUGGACUGCACGACAACGGUGACAGCACCGGAGGGAUACCGGGUGUUCUUUGAAUUCACAUCGUUCCAUCUGCAGUACUCCAGGGAAUGUCGGCAAGAUUUUCUACAGAUGUUUCUGGACGGAGAAGACAUUGCCAUAACGCUGUGUGGAGAUAGGACUAGAGACCUGCAGCGUAUGAAGUACAUCACAUACGGAAGCCUCCUGAGGUUACGGUUCCAUUCGGAUGGCUACGGAAGCUACCCCGGGUACAUGGCGUCGUACACUGUAGUCCAAGAAAUGUCCGGAGCAGUGGAACUAGACGCACGCCAUGCAGGGACGAUGCAAUCUCCCAACUUUCCCAACCCCUAUCCCAGUGGCCUGGACUACCAUUACGUCAUCCACGCGCCAAAGGGCCACAAGGUGAUGCUGUCGUUCUCAACCUUCGACAUUCUGAAGUCCAAGAACUGCACGCAAGAUCACGUGGUUCUUGUCGGGGUGGAGCGAGGGGGCGAGGUUGUCCUGUGCGGGGAAAUCACCGACAGAGGCACAUUACAGUACACGUCCAUCAGCCGCACCCUGGUGGUCAGGUUCGUUGCAGGGAAUGCCACCAAUGCUGGGACCGGAGCAGGGUUUAUAGCCGACUACUUCAGCAUUCCGCAGAACCGGACGGUGGUGCCCAACAACGCUAUAUGUCCCGGUGCCCUACCAGGAUACUACUGUACGUGUCAGCCGACCAGAACAGAAUGUAUCAAAAUAGAUGACAGCGUCAGGGACACCACGCCCAUACGUUCUACGGGAGGAGGGGGAGGAGGAGGGGUGUACAUAGCUGACUCCUUCUGGGCAGGCAUCUGUAUCAUCAUCCUGAUGCCGCUCACGGUGUGGGUGGUGGUCUGUGUGCAGAAGAACCGAGCCGACUGUCGCAGAGACCCGGAGAAAGCGGCCAAGAGAUACAAUGUUGGAGAAGACUCAGAGGCGGCCGACCCCAUCGCAACGACAGAAGCAUCUCUAGCCAAGAAGAAGCUAAACAGAAAAUGCUCAGACAGACGAAAACAUUCACCGCCGAAAGCAAAAGACAAGAAGUCGUGCAGAAUAUUUUGCUGCAGACCAAGCGGCUGCUGUAAGCCGAGUGGUUGCUGUAGCUGCUGCUGUCCGCGGCGAGAGCUGGAGAGGGACGGCAGCAGUAUCAGGAAAAGUGUGGAGGAUGACGACACCACAGGGGAGGAAUCCGAGGAAGACUCACUGGAGAAACUCAAGUUGAGAAAGAUAAGCAAAGACUACUUGACCGUGGACAGGUACUUUAGCGACGACCAAAUUAGGAAGUACAACGGCGGCCGCUACGACCCUGCUGAGGAUGCCAUGAGGAACGGACUCAUAAAUAUUGACUAUACGCCUUCAUACAUUCCACAGAGGAAGGACAGUAGGGCGAUGGAAGAAGAGGAGAUGAGAAAAAUCAAAGUACAACUGGUAGACGAGGAAGAAAACAAGGCUGGAAUUGCCGUGCAAGUGACACAACUGUAAAAUGACAAAUCUACAAGAAAAGAUAUCGAACUUCUACAUAUGAACGCUUACAGAACAUGUUCAAUUUCUCACAAGAGGCAGCAAGAUUCACCUACUAAGUAUACUGUUUAUGCCAAAUAAUACGAUUGAAUAGAUAACAUUGAGGAUAACUGGGCGAUAAAAUGUUAAGCAAAUGUGUACAUGUUUACGAAGAGAACAGCACAGCAGGCGUUUACUGUUGAUUUCACUACUUUAGGUGUUGACGGUUCUCUGAGGCGCCAUUAGUCCGUUAAUCUCCAACAUUGUCAGAGCUGAUUAAUGGAAUAAUAUCGACAAAAUCAGGGUUUGUCCCUCAGAACAUUAUGCUUCUGCAACCGAAAUUUCUUUCAACUAUCUUUUUACUAGUAUAUCAUUCAUAUUCGUUCAUAUUUCACACAUAUCCCGCGCAGUAGACUUUACUGAACAUGAUCAUUGUUGAUGACAUUUGGAUGUUUGGGGCACCACUAAGUUUCCAAAAUGUACGGAAGAAAAUAUGAUUUCAAAAUGGUUAUGGAACAUCUAUUCGACCUAUCAAAGCUCAAGGAUGGUGGUAAGAGGUAACCGAUGUCUUGGUACGACCCCAGGUGUUAGAUUUAUAAUGGCAUUUCGCCCACGUUUUCCUCUUUCGUCAAAGCUACGUUAUAUUGCGGUCACCUUCGUCGUAAGGGAUAAUGUCAUAGGAUUUCCAAGCAGGCCAUGACAGAACCAACCACUGUUAAGGUUCUAAGAUUGUUUUUUUAUGGUAUCAAGCCAAGACAGACUUUCGCACGACACUUCUACGACUAUCCCUCAAAUGCCCUCAAUUUGCGAUUGUUCGACAAUCGUACGAUUGUGAUAAGAGAUACACAUUCCGAUGUUUUAAUAUAUGUAUUAGGUACCUGGUACGUAUUGCUAUGAGAAGCCAUAAGGGGCACGUGUACACUGACGGCAUUGCAUGUAUUGCAGGAUAUCGAACAUGCAGGUACACAUGUAUGUGUUCAUUCACAAUAUCUGAUGAGUAUUCCGAAUUUAUUGCCAGACGAAUUCUUCUCACUAACUCAUUUGCCAAACUUUGGCUGCUUAUUUCUAGAAGUCUGGCAAACUUUACAUCAUACAUGUUAUUACCAUGCCGGCGCUACGGCAAAGGGCUUUGGCAACUUGACAAUGUUGCCUACAAAGAUGUUAUGAUCUCGCACAUGCUAGAUCUGUAUGGUUGGAAUAGAUCAAUAGGAACUUCUAUAGACAUCGCUGGCAGGCUGCCGUUUCAGAGACUUUGCCUGUUGAGAUGGAGCCAAGACAAUUUUGCCUGGACCGGAAAAAAAUUUGUACGUGUAAAAUAAUGUAACAUAGGACAUAACCAUAGUAACCUGUAAUCAUGUACAGUAUCAACGAUACCAUCGCUGGAGCACCUGUCCAUUUCAACAUCCAGUAAUGCGUAAUGAUUGUCUGCUUUUGUUCCAACGCUGAUGUAUUGUAUUGUAUUGUAUAGCGCAUGGCAGUGCCAAGAGUCUUGACUGAAGAUUCUUGACCGUUGUCUCCGUAUUUCCUGUAAAUUAAAGCCGGA